UUCCGCCUGACGCGCCCCCGGCGGCGGCCUAGCUGCCCUGGCUCCUCGCGGGCUCGGGCAGCGGCUGCGGCUGCGGCUGCGGCGGGGCUAUGGCGAGCGGCGGCGGUACCACCGGCUCAGGUGGCACCGCGGGGCUGGGCCUGGGCCUGGGCCUGGGGAUGAGCCUCGGUAUGGGCGAGGCCACCGGCGACCCUGAGGAGGAGGCGGCUGCGGCCGAGGCGGUGGGACGCCUCGCCACGUCGCUGUGGCUGCGGCUCCGCAGCUGGGAGGCGGUUUUGGCAGCGGCGCAGCGGCUGCUGGUGUGGGAGAAGCCUCUGCACAGCCUGGUCACGGCGGCAGCACUCAACGGCCUGUUCUGGUUGUUGUCUUCGUCGUCCCUCCGGCCCUUCUUCCUGCUCAGCAUCUCACUUUUGGCCUAUUUUCUGCUGGAUCUCUGGCAGCCUCGCUUCCUCCCCAACGAUUCAUCGUCAACCCCUGAGGAGCCACACUCUGACAGUGAGGGUGCGGGGUCAGGCGCCCAGCCGCACCUGCUGAGUGUGCCCGAGUUGUGCAGAUACCUGGCUGAGAGCUGGCUCACCUUCCAGAUUCACCUGCAAGAGCUGUUGCAGUACAAGAGGCAGAAUCCAGCUCAGUUCUGUGCUCGAGUCUGCUCUGGCUGUGCUGUGCUAGCAGUGUUGGGACACUAUGUUCCAGGGAUUAUGAUUUCCUACAUUGUCUUGCUGAGUAUCCUGCUGUGGCCCCUGGUGGUUUAUCAUGAACUGAUCCAGAGGAUGUAUACUCGCCUGGAGCCCUUGCUUAUGCAGCUGGACUACAGCAUGAAAGCAGAAGCUGAUGCCCUGCAUCACAAACAUGACAAGAGAAAGCGACAAGGGAAGAAUGCACCCCCAGGAGGUGGUGAGCCACUGGCCGAAACAGAAAGUGAAAGUGAGGCAGAGCUGGCUGGCUUCUCCCCAGUGGUGGAUGUGAAGAAAACAGCACUGGCCUUGGCUAUUACAGACUCGGAGCUGUCAGAUGAGGAGGCCUCUAUCUUGGAGAGUGGAGGCUUCUCUGUAUCCAGAGCCACAACUCCACAACUGACAGAUGUUUCUGAGGAUUUGGACCAGCAGAGCUUGCCAAGUGAGCCAGAAGAGGCUCUGAGCAGGGAGGUGGGGGAGGGGGAAGAGACAGAGCUGGCCCCUUCUGAAGACCUCCUAAGUGCCCCUCAGACCCUCUCAAGACAAGCACUGGAUAUGGCAGAGGAAGACUCAUCAGUUAAGGAAACCUUGCUUCGGCUCUCAUCACCUCUUCACUUUGUGAACACACACUUCAAUGGGGCAGGGUCCCCCCAGGAUGGAGUUAAAUGCUCUCUUGGAGGACCAGUUGAGAUGCUGAGCUCAGAGGCAGUGAGUGGUGACCUAAUGGCUCCACCCAGCACCCUCACACCCCCACUUUGCCUUACUGAAAGUGGCCCAGUCCCCCACCUCUCCCCCUCUGUGCUCCCAUCCCUUCCCCAGGACUCACCCCAACCCCUUCCUGCCCCUGAGGAGGAAGAGGCACUCACCACAGAGGACUUUGAGUUGCUGGAUCAAGGGGAACUGGAGCAGCUGAAUGCAGAGCUGGGCUUGGGACCAGAGACACCUCCAAAGCCCCCUGAUGCUCCACUUUCUCCUCCCCUGGGGCCAGAUACACAUUCUCUGGUACAGUCAGACCAAGAGGCUCAUGAAAUGAUAGAGCCAUGAUCCAUGGCAGUACAAGCUGCAGGCAUAGUAGGGCUUCCUGGCUAGGGAUAUCACAUUUUUCCUCUCCCUAUCACUCGGGUGAGGCUAUGUGUGGAGAAGCUGGUUAUCAGAAGGUAGCCAGCCUAUUCUCUGCCUGCCUACCUGCCUGCCUGCCAGCCAUCCUGAGCCUGGUACAGACAGUACCUGUACCUAGGAUUGAUUUUAAGUUUGUAAAUAAUUUUCCAUUUGGGUUAGUGGAUGUGAUCAAGGCUAGGGAAGUCCUUCUACAGCCUGCUCUUGCCUCCCUGCCUCAUCUCUUCUCAUUCCAUGAUGUCCCAAGCCCUGGUGGUCUACCCUUUUUCUUCCUAUCCUCAGGGACCUAUGCUGCUCUGUCCUCAUGUCCCACUUGGUUGUUUAGUUCAGGCACUUUAUAAUUUUAUUCUCCUGUCCUACAUUCCCCUUGGCUUUAUCUACCUGCUAUGUCCUGUCCUUAGCAGUCUAAUCCCUGUCCUUUGCCAGCUUCUCUUCCUACAGGUUCUGGCCAGGUUUUAGGGUAGCUUCUGGUCUGAAAAAUAAAGAAUAAACCUGGUCAGGCCAGAAGUUCUGUACUUAGGUCACUGUAGCCUCUAACCUACACUGCACCCUUGCCCAAUUUUGCCCUCAUGAUGCAGGACAGCAGGGUCCCACAGCACUUUUGCUAGCACAGGGGUUGGUGAGCAUGCACUCUGUCUUGAAGUGAGGGACUUCCUUACUAUCUAGAGAGGCAGAAGGAAACUACUCUGGGCCUUGGUGGGGAUCUCUUCUAGGGUCAGUAAGUAGAGAGUAACAUCUGUGUAGGUGUUAACUGGAAAAAUAAAGUGUUGAUUGGCUAGAACA
Molecule: messenger RNA, 2573 nt
Organism: Nannospalax galili (Upper Galilee mountains blind mole rat)
Lineage: Eukaryota; Metazoa; Chordata; Mammalia; Rodentia; Spalacidae
Gene: Retreg2
Product: reticulophagy regulator family member 2
Exons: 9
Coding region: 90-1718 (542 amino acids)
Source: RefSeq, a predicted model, not a curated record